UGGGAGUCAAAAUUAUUUCGCAGUACAGGAGUGAGUGUCUCUCUCUGUAUCUCGCUUCACACUGCUAAGCUGGCAAGAUGGCGUCUGAACCGAACAAGACUGAAAUUCUUACAGUUUUUAAAAGACUUCGCUCGAUUUCCACCAACAAGGCCUGUUUUGACUGCGCUGCUAAGAACCCAAGCUGGGCGAGUAUUUCUCACGGGGUUUUCCUUUGCAUCGACUGCUCAGGGAUUCAUCGUUCUCUGGGCGUCCACCUGAGCUUCAUUAGAUCCACCGAGUUGGACUCCAACUGGAGCUGGUUUCAGCUGAGAUGUAUGCAGGUUGGAGGAAAUGGCAAUGCGAUGGCUUUUUUCCGUCAGCAUGGCUGCACUACCAACGACACCAAUGCAAAAUACAACAGCCGUGCAGCGCAGAUGUACCGGGAGAAGAUCAGACAGCUAGCCAAUGCAGCACUGUCUAAAUAUGGCACUGAUCUCUGGAUCGAUAAUUCAGGAAAUACUUCAACCCCAGCGCAAGAGAAGAAAGAAGCAGACUUCUUUGAUGAGCACACUCAGGCUGGCAGCAGUUGGGACAUGGCCUCUCCUUCCCUCUCGGAGCAGAAUGGAACAGUUCUUGUUACUCCUCAGCUGGAGCAGGACAACCCCAACGUGUCAGAGUCUGUCCCCACUCAACUGGAUGAAGGACCCAGCAUUGAGGGACUGAACACGGAAGCAAAAGCCACUAUGGACGACUCGAUGAGAUUGGCGUCUGACGAGCCACAGCCUCUUAAAGAAGUGAGACCUUCCAUUAUCGGAAAAAAGAAACCGGUUGCUGCAAAGAAAGGGCUCGGGGCUAAGAAGGGUCUCGGGGCCCAGAAAGUGAGCAGCAAAAGCUUCAACGAGGUCGAGAAGCAAGCACAAGUGGCAGAGAAGCUGAGAGAGGAACAGGCUGCCGAGGCUAAGAAACAGGUCGAGGAGUCAAUUGUGGCUUCAAUGCGCCUUGCCUACAAAGAGCUGGAGAUCGACAGGAAGCUGGAAGAGAAGAGGCUGCAGAACCUGGAGGGAAAGAAGAGGGAGCAGGCUGAGAGGCUCGGUAUGGGCUUAGGAACCAGGAGUGUUGUGUCACACUCUGUGAUGUCAGAAAUGCAGGUGAUUGAGCAGGAGACCCCUGUGAACUCAAAGUCCUCCUCUCGCUCCAGACUAGACAUGUUUGAUGAGCCUGGGUUUACCUCUGGACCACCAAAGUAUAAAGACAACCCGUUCACUACAGGAGACAGCUUUGGCUCACGGUGGGAUACUGAUUCAAGCUCCGCCUCCUUCUCUUCCGCCUGGGCUCUCGAGAAGGAGGAGCCCAAAGAGACUGAAGUCACCAUCUCCAGCAUCCAGCCAAUCGGAGAAAGGUUGCCCAGCAGAAGGAAGCCGGAAGCUUCCGUGGCCCUGGCAGAAUCCAGCGAGGCACGGCAGAAGUUUGCAAAUGCUAAAGCGAUCUCAUCUGACAUGUUCUUCGGCCGUGAGGGCAAUGCUGAGUAUGAAGCCAAGGCUCGUUUGGAGACCAUGUCCAGCAGCACAUCUAUUAGCUCUGCUGAUCUGUUCGGGGACGGAAGCAGCCGCUCAUCAGCUGGAUCAGGAUUCGAGAGUGUGCUUCCCUCUGGGCCAGACAUGGCGCAGUUUAAGCAAGGUGUGAAGACCGUUGCUGGAAAGAUGGCCGUGCUGGCAAACGGGGUUAUGAACACCAUUCAGGACCGUUAUGGCUCUUACUGACAGAACUGUAUGAAUCGAACAGGAAAGGAAAUGACAUCAAACAGGACAUACCACACUGCUGACCGGAUCUGGUUUUGUUUUUUUCCCUCUAAUGCAUUGUACCUGAAGCACAGAUGGAGAAAAUACAGAAACAACAAGAAAAAGAGGAGACGGCAGAAAGCAGGACCUCCUUCUCCCAGUCUGCCUACAGGCCUUUGUAGAUUCUCUAUCUCUCUCUCUCUCUCACACACACACACACACACACACAGACAGUAUUUCAGUUUCUUUCUUUCUUUUUUGAUUAUUAUUAUUAUUUUUUUUUAAAUUCCAGUAACAAGUCCACAAAGAUGUAGAGAGUGUGUUUUUCAGAACCGCAGUGCUUUCUGUUAAAAUAACCAUGCUGGCUUUUUUUAUGCCAUAUUACCGGUCUGAGAUUUCAUAGAAUUGAUUUGUGUUAUCUAUGAAAUAUGUAUAACCAAACUUAUCCUUAGCUCUUCAAUGUUUUCAUAGCUUUUUUUUUUUUUUUUUUGUAUUUAAGUGGUAUUAUAUUCUUCAUGAGUGUGUGCAUUCAUGAUUAGUACAUUCAGCUCCCUUAGAAAGGGAAUCGAGAUGGUUAUGUUUUAAGUUCAUUUGGAAAUGCGUGCGGUCCAGUGAGUGGAAAUGGAUAUUGCCUUUUUCCGAAUGAGCGAGGUAGCUUUAGAUGUUCACGAUCUUCCAAUUUGAAAUGUCUGGAAUGUUUAAUUCGACAAAGAGCGAGCUGAUGUGCAAUACGUAACCCUCCUCUGUGAAGUCGGACACAUCAGAUUUUCUUGUCUGAAAACCAUUUUGAAAAGCGUUGUGGUUUUGUGAAUUCUCCAAGCAUGCUCAUUAAGGCCUGUGAUCGUAAAACCUCACACCAAACCUCGUUAUACUUUAAAGCUGCAGACGGAGCAGAGUAAAUCUGACAGAUUACGUCAACGCAGGAAUAAGAUUCACAGACAAGAUGAAGCGUCUGCAGCUGCUUACAUAUGCAUCAGUUCUUAAACUGGUGUGAAUUUUAAGUUGUUAAAUAGGAUUAAAGGGUGAACUGAUUCUGACAAAUCCUUGUGUGAUUUUCCUGCUAGAUGCAAACUGUCCCCCCCCCUUUUGGAUUGAAACAUGAUUGUGAUAAACCAGGAGCUUUCUGUGUGCUCUUGAGAAAAACCCUCAACGUCCAUUCUUGAAAUUUGUUUGCCUGUCCCUUUGUGUGAAAUAAAAAUAAAUAAAUAAAGGACGUUAAUUUGACUUCACCUGAAAACAGGUGUUUAUUGUAGAUCAGUGGAAAAAAUAAGUUUUAUGUAAAUAAAAGCUGACCUCCAAAAUGCAA
This is a messenger RNA of Tachysurus vachellii, 3063 nucleotides long. RefSeq names its product ADP-ribosylation factor GTPase activating protein 2 (gene arfgap2). The record is from RefSeq and is a predicted model, not a curated record. Gene Ontology annotation, molecular function: GTPase activator activity. Gene Ontology annotation, biological process: COPI coating of Golgi vesicle. The transcript has 17 exons. NCBI's taxonomy places the organism in Eukaryota, Metazoa, Chordata, Actinopteri, Siluriformes, Bagridae. Bases 78 to 1739 code for a protein of 553 amino acids.